Messenger RNA from Daucus carota subsp. sativus, 495 nucleotides. Its product is annotated as glycine-rich RNA-binding protein 1-like. Lineage: Eukaryota; Viridiplantae; Streptophyta; Magnoliopsida; Apiales; Apiaceae. The transcript has 3 exons. The record is from RefSeq and is a predicted model, not a curated record. The coding region runs from base 1 to 495 and encodes 164 amino acids.
AUGGGUGAUUCUUGUGGGAGAAGUGUUGAAGAUGAAAGAAGAAGUCACAUAAAUGGGAUGUUUUUCUCUUUGGUUUUGUUUGGAGUUCAAACGGUUGUCCGAGCCUACGUGGAUGGGAGAUUGAGGUUCGGGUGGGGCCACGUGAGGCAAGUGACACGUGGCCACAAGAGGGUUGUUCAGUGUCUGGUGACUAGGAUGAGAAGCAGACAGUGGGGCUGGAAUAGAUCACACUUAAUUAAUGGGAGUUUGAUUUAUGGACGUGACGAAGGUGAGACUAAAGGUGACGGUAGUAAAGGUGGAGGUGGAGGGGAUGGUGGUGGAGGUGGGGGUGGACUUGGUGGUGCUAGAAAUUAUGGAGGUGGACAUGGAGGUGGUGGUUAUGGAGGGGGCGGGCGGCACGUAGGUGGAGAUGGUGAUGACGAAGGUGAUAAUGGAAGCAGAGCUGAAGGAUGUGGAGGUGGAAGUGAAGGCGGAGAUGGGGUUGGUAGAGUUUAG